CUCAUGCAGGAGCAUGAGCUGGCACUCAUUGAUGCACUUGCAGGGCUUGCCGAUGCAUCUGAUGAUGAAACUGAUGGAGAACAGCCAUCCUUGCAUGCACAAUAAAAUGACUGACAACGAGGAAGGAGACAAGUCAAGGAAUGGAGCCAUCGGAGACAGAGUACCAACUCUAAACCUUGGUGAUGAGGUGUAAUGAUUUUAGAGUUUAUUGUCCUACAGAGCCAAGUGUAAAAGACCAGAUCACCAGCAAGUUAUGUUGCUUAACUGUACUUUAACAUUUUCAUUUUAUUUAUUUAUUUUAAUUUUGUGCCUCAUAAGGUCAUAUUGGACACAAAAAAUGCCAAAUGCAUACACAAAAGAAAUUCUGUUCCUGAUGGUCUUUUGAGGCAAUGCAAAAUUUCUAGUCGGUUAAUGUAAAGAUUUGAUUUUUGCAUAGAGAUGGCUGGAGCUGGAGGCUGUUACUUUUGCUUAUGAAGUCGCUUGUAUUUGUGUUGAAUCAGGCUCUCUCUAUUUUCCUUCUACCUGUAGAGUAAUAGAUGCCAGAAUCCUGCAAGCUAAUAGCAGAGUUUAAUCAACAUUUGCUAAAGCA
This is a messenger RNA of Rubroshorea leprosula, 589 nucleotides long. The record is from the annotation of a GenBank genome assembly. NCBI's taxonomy places the organism in Eukaryota, Viridiplantae, Streptophyta, Magnoliopsida, Malvales, Dipterocarpaceae.